Messenger RNA from Humulus lupulus (European hop), 432 nucleotides. RefSeq names its product auxin-induced protein X10A-like. The record is from RefSeq and is a predicted model, not a curated record. The transcript has a single exon. The coding region runs from base 1 to 432 and encodes 143 amino acids. Gene Ontology annotation, biological process: response to auxin. Lineage: Eukaryota; Viridiplantae; Streptophyta; Magnoliopsida; Rosales; Cannabaceae.
AUGGGGUCUGGUUCUAAUUAUGCUUAUAAUACCGAAAACAAGGUUGGUAUAGUAAUGAAGAAGAAGAAGAAGAAUAUUAAGAUGAUGAUGAGCAUGGCAUUUGGUUUUUGGCAGCGCAUCUGCAAGGGUUGGACUAGGAUUAACAAAGACGAAGCUAUUUUGAUGAUGAAGUCCAAUAAAUCCUCCAUUCCAAAAGGCCACUUUGCAGUGUAUGUUGGAGACGAUGAUGAUAUUGAAAAGGAGCAGAAGAAGAAGAAGCGUUAUGCAGUUCCUCUUUCGUACCUAAAUCGGCCUGCAUUUCAAGAAUUGCUAAGCAUGGCUGAACAAGAAUUCGGGUACGAUCAUCCAAUGGGAGGAAUUACCAUUCCCUGCACACACCGCAUCUUCCUAAUUCAUCUCACUUCUCCACAAACCAAUUUCACUACAUGUUGA